Molecule: messenger RNA, 675 nt
Organism: Helianthus annuus (common sunflower)
Lineage: Eukaryota; Viridiplantae; Streptophyta; Magnoliopsida; Asterales; Asteraceae
Product: transcription initiation factor TFIID subunit 3-like
Exons: 3
Coding region: 1-675 (224 amino acids)
Source: RefSeq, a predicted model, not a curated record
AUGGCAGAACAUCUGAAGAUGAUGGCUGGAAGCGAUAGCGAAGAUGAGAAAGCCAAGAAGAAAAAGAAAAAGGUAAAGACACAGGUGAGCAGUGAAGAUGAAGCUCCGGUGGUCAAAAGAAAAGUGAAAGAAGUUCCAAAAUUCAAGAUCAGUGAAGAUGUCAUUGCAAAAGAGAUUCAUGUGAAUUGUGAAACCUGUGUGAUCAUGAAAAAGAAAAAUAGUGAAUUGCUUAACAAUAUGAACAGGUUAAAGGAAUCUUAUGAUGUGCUCAACAAAGCUAAGAACAUGUACAAUGAAUCCAAUGAAGAGCAAUCAACAGCAAUGCAGACACUUCAGGGAGCGUUCAUGAUCAAGCAAAAAAUUGUGAACAACUACAUCGAGAAGUGUGCUGCUCUUGAACAAAAGUUGGAAUUACAAAGGAUUGAGACUGAUAGAGUGAAUCGCAUGAAGGCAUUUGAAGAGGAUGAAGUGACAGAAGAUCAAAAUGAAGAAAAGAUUCCAGAGAAGAAGACUGAAAAGAAGAAAGACACAAAGAAAAAAACUAACAAAAAGGAUUCUGAGAAGACAUCAACAUCCGAGGGAGAAAGUUUGUUGGUGAUGAAAGAGAAAGAGAAGAUAGAGAUUGAGGAUGCUUACAGCGUCAAAUACUUCAAGAAAAAGAAGCCCAAAGGCUGA